Dryobates pubescens (Downy woodpecker) is the source of this 3320-nucleotide messenger RNA. Its product is annotated as KIAA1210 ortholog. The coding region runs from base 142 to 3141 and encodes 999 amino acids. The record is from RefSeq and is a predicted model, not a curated record. The transcript has 12 exons. NCBI's taxonomy places the organism in Eukaryota, Metazoa, Chordata, Aves, Piciformes, Picidae.
UCUUCAGGCUCUGCUGAAUAGCAGAAAUCUGUCAGACAGAGACUUCUCAAAGCAGAUUGUAGGUAAAAAGAGUUCAGCACACUGGGUCCGAUCUUCUGUCUUCUUGGAGAAGCCAACGUGUGGUGAGGGGCUGUUGUCUGGAUGCAAAUUGUGAAAGCUGUGAACAGAUCUCUUCAAGUGAAUGGUUGCUUGCUCUGGACAUCUUGUCAAGGUGACUAUAUCAUGGCUACGGGCCCAACAGAGGUCACACAGUCACCUGAAAGAGGCGACAGGGUUGAAGAGUGCUCAGGAAAGAAAAAAUCUAAAUUUCAGACUUUCAAGAACUUCUUUGCCAAGAAGAAAAGGAAAGAACGUCCACCUCCCAGGGGGGAGAGUAAUUUAAAACCUAGCCAGUCCAGCAGCGAUGUCAGCAUCUCUGUGCUCGACACUACUGCACUUCAUUCACCGAAGGAGGCAGGGCCCAAAAGAAGCAUGGGAAACAAAGCCUUGUCUCAUGACAGUGUCUUCAUUUUUGAUUCUGCACCAGGAAAUGUGGCAAGUGAUAUAUUGUCUCAAGGAAACACACCUGGAAGAGUGAAAACUUUGCAGCUUCAGCUGCAGCAGAACAUCAGGCUUGGGUCACCUCCUCUUGUUAUAACUGGAAAGAAACUGGAAGAUGCAGGUGCAGUUUCUGAAGAUGAUGGUUUACCUAGAAGCCCUCCUGAAAUUUCAACCCUUCAUGAAGUUCUGACAGAUUCACCAAGCAAGUCCUCCAACCCUGUUCAACGUCAUAGCUCUUUGAGUUUAGGCGGGACAGACAGUGAAGAUGAACAGAUACCUUCUGGAGCUUCCUCCAGGCCCAUCAGUCCUUCAUCCUCUGCCACUGCAGGGGCCCACAGCUCACGAGGCAGCAGCUUCCUUCCCGUUGAUUUCACCAUCCCUGCCAGUCCCCUUGGCUGCCUGGACACUUCAGCAGCCAGGCACAGGAUUGCCAUUAACCCCCGGAGACAGAAAGGCUUCACCAACAAGAAUCAGCAAACCCCCCAGGUGGAACAGCUGGAAAAUGAAACAUGUCUUCCUGCAACUCCAGAAAAGAAGGGAAAAUCAACAGAACUACUUGACAGUGGCCAGCAUAAAAGCGAUAGGGAAGGAUUAUCAGUCCAGGUGGGAUAUUGUACAAAGGGAGGCAGUGUAAAAGGUCCCAGUGGUGCUGCCUGUGACUCUCACGAUUCUGCAUUUGUGGCAGAAGACUCUUGUGCUUUGCUGCAAGAGAAAGUGUGCCUUCCAGACAUGGACCAUCACUUCAAAGCAGCUGCACACCUUCUGAGACCUGAGCCUUCUCCAGUGAACUUGGAGGAACACCACAGUACAAAAGUGUCAUACUGUUCAGAUGGGAUUGCUGAGGAAUUGAAAUUACAUCAGCAAAAUUCCAGUACUGAAGUAUCUGCAUUUCCCAAGUUGCAGCAAACUGAAGGAGAAGCUGUUGUGUUUCCAGACAUAUUAGCAGCUGACUUGUUUAGCAAAGGAGUGGAAACAGAAGGUAUAGAUAGAUUGACAAAUGUUACAGAAAGGUCCUCAGUAAAUUCUGUGGUCCUAAACAUCAAAGACCAGGAAAAGGAGAAUCCACUGUUUAUCAGCAAAGUAGAAGCCUGCUUAGGUACUACUGACAGUCAUUCCAGCCAUGCUAGACCAGAUACUCCACCAAGAACUUCUCAGGUUGCAGUAGCUGAUUCAGAGUCUUCUUCUGACAUCAAGACAGUGACUGUUUUAAAGCCUGAAAACAGUUCAGUAACAAGAAAUGACAAAGAAACUUGUGAAAUAAUAGAAUUUCAGUCACCCAAAGGCAAUCCAGAAAUAAAAAAGGACACUGAUACCUCUGUCUCAGGAGCAAGUUCUGUGCUACCUCCCAGUAAAUUGGAAGUAUGUUUUAAAGCAGAAACUGUUUCUGUGUCAAAGUGCAACCAAAGCAGUCCACAGGCCAACACAUCAUAUGCUUCUGAAAAACUUUCCAUUGGAUGUCUUGCCUCUUCAAGUUUGACUGGCUUGAGGAGUAAUAUCUCUUCUGAUGAGGACAGUAAGGAUUCCCUGAUAAGCAAUGCAGCUUCUCACAGAAAAACUGUGGAAGGCAGUGGAUCUUUAGAUGAAAACGUACAAAGUCCACUGAAGACUGCUUCUGCUAAACCAGUCAGAUUUACCAUUGCACCGGCAUGGCAAAGAUCUCUCUCAGGGGGUUCAAAUUCAAAGGAAGAUUCCUACAACAGAAGUUCCCCAACAUCCCCUGUAAGACCAGAGUUGUUUGAAGGUAUGACCAAAGAGCACACACGUUUUGAUGCAGUCAUCCAAGAAUCAGCAAAGACCACUUCAGCUAGACUUGAUCGAGAUUGUAAGGGCGGUGAUUUGCAUUUGAAUUCUUUUACGGAGUGGGCUGACCAUGAAGCACAAAAUGUUGAAAACCCGUUUGGGGUCAGACUAAGGAGAACAUCUUCUUUACUCAAAUACCAGAAUGAAAGUCGUGCUGAGUCUCCAAAGCUGAUCCCCUCAGCUGUUUCCACUGCUACUUCUGCUUCAGUCAAGGAGGAUCGGAAAUUGGUGGGCACUGGAAAGCCGCCUCCAGGCCUUCCUGUCAGCACAAAAUCAUUUGUUAAACAACCAGAUCUCCCCGAAGACAAAAAUGCUCACAAAACAAGAUCAGAGGAAGUGACAAAGAAGCAAAGUUGUCAUAAACCUUCAGAAAAAGUCACUCCUCUCCAUUUGGAAACUGCUUCCUCUGAACCAGCUUGGGUCUCCAUGGCAAAACUAAAACAAAAGGGUUUCCAGGACCACCCUCUUGCCAAAGAACAUAAAACUGAAGAUAGAGCUUUAACCAAAGUGGAUCAAGAGAAGCAAGAGAUCUGUGCUAGUGAGAAUGUGCUGAAGAAGAAUAUGCCUACCACUUUGAGCUCUCAGGACAAGAAAACACAAAUGAGGAACAGUGUGUCUGCUGCAGCAGGUAAAGUUGGACCUAUUGCUCAGGAAGCAUCUGUGAUUCCUGCUGUUGAAAAGGAAGCAAGAUACUCCUCUAACCUGCCAGUGACACCAUGCAGCCCUGCUGAGCCACCCUGGCUGUCCCUGGCCAAGAAGAAAGCCAAAGCAUGGAGCGAAAUGCCCCAGAUUGUACAAUAGCGAAUGACACGAGCAUCCUUCUUUAUAUUGCCAAUAGCUGCGUUAACUCCAUUUAAUCCCUUCUUUACUGUGACCAUCUUUUUGAAAAUUAAGAGCCUUAAAACUUUUGACCAGACUGUUGUGUGUAAAUACACAAUGAAGAAAUGCAUUUCCUACUCCCAAAUCCCAGGAAAACUUCC